Molecule: messenger RNA, 810 nt
Organism: Myodes glareolus (Bank vole)
Lineage: Eukaryota; Metazoa; Chordata; Mammalia; Rodentia; Cricetidae
Source: RefSeq, a predicted model, not a curated record
UCCUCACCCCAGUCUUCUGAGGCAGGAGACUACACUAUCUCUGUGAGCCUUUAUCUAGUUCAGUUUAGAAGCCUCAACACCAAGCCUAUGACUGGAGGAUUCACAGGGCCACACAGGCCUUGCUCAGUUUCCCUCUUGUCCUCGGAGGUCCCUGCUUCCUCUGCAGUUCACCCUUCACUGGUUGUGGAGGCUGCUUGGACCCUGCCCUGACCUGGUCUCUUCUCCUCAGAGCAUCCCUAUCUCCUUCCCUGAUUGCUCCCCUCCAGCUGGAGAAGAGGACCUAUGACCUGGGAGGCCACAUACCUGCUAUCCCCCAUCCUGCUGAUGCUCCUGGCAUCAGGCUCCUGGACAGAGGGCACAGAGUUACUUCAAAUGGUGGAGGACAAGAUGGUUUUUGUGAAAUGCCAAUAUGAUCCCAGCCAACAUGUCAAUGUGAAAGUCUGGUGUCAGGAAAUAUCAGCAGGAACUUGCAAAUUGAUAGUGUCCAGUGUGAGCACAAACGUUCAGCGGCCAAAUUUCUCCAUCCAGGACCCUCCUGGAUCUGACUUCUUCACUGUCACCAUGACUGCACUCACGGUCAUCCAAUUACUACUGCCUCCUCCAUGAUUCCAACUUGGACAAGAACUGAAGCUCCGCCCUUUAAUACCACAAAGGACCUGAGCACUGUCUUUGACAGGUGUGUGUGUGUGUGUGUGUGUGUGUGUGUGUGUGUAUGUAACCAUAACCCAGGUCAGCUGCUGUUGUUCCCUCUUCAGAUCCUGAAGUCACAUUCAUCAAUAUUAAAAAUUUUACCAUUAUGUUUUCAGGCUA